AUGCUUUUGGAAGGCAGAGUGAUGAAGAAGAAAGAAGAAUUUAGAGCAAGCAGAAUUUGGCAAAAUGACAAUGCUAUACGUGUAGCAGAGGAACGUUCUAUUCCUUCAGACUCUCUCACUUGCUUACAACCUCACGCACAUAGUGUGAGGGAAUAUAUGACCGUUAGGCUUAAUAGCUGGAUCCUUUACACAUCAAAGAGAUCUCAACCGUUCCUUUAG
Molecule: messenger RNA, 219 nt
Organism: Prunus armeniaca (apricot)
Lineage: Eukaryota; Viridiplantae; Streptophyta; Magnoliopsida; Rosales; Rosaceae
Source: the annotation of a GenBank genome assembly